AUGAGAGAAAUUGACUCGAUCACACCCCCGAAAGGAUUUACCCAGCCCAAGUUUGCCAAGUACGAUGGCAAGACCGAGGCAUACACUCAUCUAGUACAGUACAAGCUCGUCAUGUCCCCUUUUCUCCGGAACGAGCCUUCGGACGAUACUUUCUUAUGUAAGGUUUUCCCUACAAGUCUCGGCAACCUGGGUCUCACAUGGUUCAACCAGCUCCCAGCACGGUCGAUUUCCUCUUUCGACUCCCUCUGUGAUGCCUUCAUGGCUCGGUUCGUUAUGAGCAACAAACACGAGAAGGAAAUCGAUUCUCUCCUCGCUCUCCGGAAACGAGACGCCGAAACACUCCGACAGUACGCCGGUCUCUACUGGGAGUUGUUUAACGAAAUAGAAGGCUGUGAUGGUCUCAUCUCGGCCCGAGGAUUCAAACUCGGCCUAACCUCCCAAGACGAACAGGUCUACGACGACCUUGCCCGCCACAAGCCCAGCUCCAUGAAGGACCUCAUGACCCGUAUCGACGUCUGGUGCCAACUCAUCGAGUCCAAGGCCGAGAGGGGCAUCGGGAAGUCCACAAGUUCAAAAAUAGCAUCUGCUUCGGUCCCCACCCCUGCUUUCAUACCCGUCUCGAUCUCGAAGAAACAGGUCAACAACAUCAAGCAGUCCCCAAGGAAAGGACCGAAGCCAAACGACUUCAACGCCGAAAAAACCGUCUUUACCAUUCUUAUCUACCGGAUCAUAGAAUAA
Messenger RNA from Rhododendron vialii, 738 nucleotides. RefSeq lists its product as uncharacterized. The coding region runs from base 1 to 738 and encodes 245 amino acids. NCBI's taxonomy places the organism in Eukaryota, Viridiplantae, Streptophyta, Magnoliopsida, Ericales, Ericaceae. The record is from RefSeq and is a predicted model, not a curated record. The transcript has a single exon.